Messenger RNA from Fusarium subglutinans, 1470 nucleotides. RefSeq names its product ATP-citrate synthase subunit 2. Gene Ontology annotation, biological process: tricarboxylic acid cycle; succinyl-CoA metabolic process. Gene Ontology annotation, cellular component: succinate-CoA ligase complex. Lineage: Eukaryota; Fungi; Ascomycota; Sordariomycetes; Hypocreales; Nectriaceae. The transcript has 2 exons. The record is from RefSeq and is a predicted model, not a curated record. Bases 1 to 1470 code for a protein of 489 amino acids. Gene Ontology annotation, molecular function: succinate-CoA ligase (ADP-forming) activity.
AUGUCCGCCAAAUCGAUUCUCGAGGCCGACGGCAAGGCCAUCCUCAACUACCACCUCACCCGCGCUCCCGUUAUCAAGCCCAGCCCUCUUCCUGCGCCUACUACUCACAACCCCCCCAGCAGACUCGCCUCGCUGCACUUCCCAGAGGACGCCAGUGUUGAGGAUAUUCUGAACCAGGCUGAGGUCACCUACCCUUGGCUCCUCCAGCCCGACGCCAAGUUCGUUGCCAAGCCCGAUCAGCUCAUCAAGCGACGAGGAAAGAGUGGUCUUUUGGCUCUUAACAAGACCUGGCCUGAGGCUAAGGCUUGGGUCGCUGAGCGAGCCGGUAAGGAGCAGCAGGUUGAGCACACCACUGGUGUGUUGAGACAGUUCCUUGUCGAGCCUUUUGUUCCUCAUCCCCAAGACACUGAGUACUACAUCAACAUCAACUCAGUCCGUGAUGGCGACUGGAUCCUCUUCACCCACGAGGGCGGUGUUGAUGUCGGUGAUGUUGACGCUAAGGCUGAGAAGCUUUUGAUCCCUGUGGAUCUCGCCGAAUACCCUUCCAACGAGGAGAUUGCUGCUACUCUCCUCAAGAAGGUUCCCCAGGGCGUCCACAACGUCCUGGUUGACUUCAUCACCCGUCUCUAUGCCGUCUACGUUGACUGUCAGUUCACUUAUCUCGAGAUCAACCCUCUCGUUGUCAUUCCCAAUGAGGACAAGACCUCCGCCGCUGUCCACUUCCUCGAUCUUGCUGCCAAGCUCGACCAGACUGCCGACUUCGAGUGUGGUGUCAAGUGGGCCAUUGCUCGAUCUCCCGCUGCUCUCGGUCUUACCAACAUUGCUCCCUCUGCUGAUGGCAAGAUCAACAUCGAUGCUGGCCCUCCCAUGGAGUUCCCUGCCCCCUUCGGUCGUGAGCUGACCAAGGAGGAGGCUUAUAUCGCUGACCUCGACGCUAAGACUGGUGCUUCCCUGAAGCUCACCGUACUGAACGCCAAGGGCCGUAUCUGGACCCUUGUUGCUGGUGGUGGUGCUUCCGUCGUCUACGCCGAUGCCAUUGCCUCUGCUGGUUUCGCCGACGAGCUCGCCAACUACGGUGAGUACUCCGGUGCUCCCACCGAGUCUCAGACCUACCACUACGCUCGAACUGUUCUGGACCUUCUCCUCCGUGCUCCCCAAAACGAUGAGGGCAAGGUUCUCUUCAUCGGUGGUGGUAUUGCCAACUUCACCAACGUCGCCAGCACUUUCAAGGGUGUUAUCAGGGCUCUGCGAGACUUCGCUCCUAAGCUGAUCGAGCACAAUGUUUCCAUCUGGGUGCGACGUGCCGGUCCCAACUACCAAGAGGGUCUGAAGAACAUGAAGGCCGCCACUCAGGAGCUCGGCCUCAACGCCAAGAUCUUUGGCCCUGAGAUGCACGUCUCUGGUAUUGUACCUCUGGCCCUUGUCCCUGGCAAGUGGGAGGAGAGCAAGGCACAGGAGUUCCAGGCUUAA